Nematocida homosporus is the source of this 1458-nucleotide messenger RNA. Its product is annotated as elongation factor 1-alpha. The record is from RefSeq and is a predicted model, not a curated record. Gene Ontology annotation, molecular function: GTP binding; translation elongation factor activity; GTPase activity. Lineage: Eukaryota; Fungi; Microsporidia. Bases 1 to 1458 code for a protein of 485 amino acids. The transcript has a single exon. Gene Ontology annotation, biological process: translation; translational elongation.
AUGGCAGACACCAAAGAGCAAUACAUUAACGUAUGUUUCUUAGGACACGUUGAUAGUGGUAAAAGUACUACUAUUGGACACUUGUGCUUUAAAUUAGGAGCAAUCGAUAAACGAACAGUUGAAAAGUUAGAAGAAGCAGCCAGAGACCAUGGAAAAGGUUCCUUUGGUUUUGCCUUCUACUGUGAUAACAACAAGGCCGAAAGAGAGUCCGGUAUUACUAUUCAAGUCUCAAUGAAAGUCGUAAAGACAGCUAAACAUACCGUUAAUAUCCUUGACUGUCCCGGGCACAGAGGAUUCUUAAAGAAUAUGAUUACUGGUACAGCCCAAGCAGAUGUAGCCGUUAUUAUUGUUCCAGCAGCCCAAGGAGAGUUUGAAAGAGCUAUUACUGAGACUGGUACUUUAUACGAGCAUAUUAUUCUAGCCCAUACUCUAGGUGUAUCUAAGGCUAUUGUAGCUGUUAACAAAUUAGAUACUUUACCUUCACCAGCUGAGGCCGAGAAGAGAUUCCAAGAAAUCACUGAGAACAUUAAGGCUAAGAUGAAGAAGAUGUACGAUAUGAAGAAUACUCCUAUCGUUCCUAUCUCUGGAUUCAAAGGUAUUGGUUUAACUCGUGAUUCAGAUAAGUUUGAGUGGUUUAAGGGUUGGAAGCCAGAAGAUAAGCCAGAUGCUGAACCAAUUAGAUCUUUAGAAGAGGCUAUUGACUUCUAUCCUUUACCUAAACGAUUGAUUGAAGCUCCUUUAAGAUUCCCUUUAACAAGUAUUUUUGAUAUCAAAGGUAUAGGUAAGGUAUAUACUGGUCGAGUAGAGUACGGUACUUGUACUCAGAACAUGAAAGUCUUGAUUUCUCCUGGGAAUAUUAAGGCUGAAGUGAAGACUUUGGAAAUUCACAAGAAAGCUCGUAAAUCAGUUGAGGCGGGAGAGAAUUGUGGAAUUACUUUAAAGGUAUCUAGUGAUGACGUCAAUAAGAUUAAGCAAGGUUCAGUCUUAUCUGAACAGGCUAGAUCUCCUUGUGCUGAUGCUUAUGCUGCUCAUUGUACGGUUAUUUUCUUAUCUGUUAAAUCAUCGGCUGGUGAGAAGAAGGAAGCUUUUAUUAAGGCUGGAUAUGCUCCAAUGAUGGAUAUCUCUACUACGCACGUUAAUGUUGUUUUUGCUAAGUUGUGCGAUAUUGGUACUAAGAAGGGUAAGGAGUACAUUGUAACCGAAGAGUCGCCUAGUCGGAUUACUAUUGCUCCUCGCGUUUGUGCUCGGGUUGUGCUUGUUCCUACUAAAUCGACUGUGAUGGAGCCGUUUGCUACUGCCCAGUGUUUAGGCCGAUUUGCGCUUAGAGAGCAGAGUAGGACUAUUGCCGUUGGUAUCAUUAACAAGAUCUUCCAUACUAAGGAUGAGUUUGAGAGUGCGUGUCCUGAGUUCGUUAAGGACUUUGGUCGUAAGGGAGCGCUAGCUACCAAGAAGAAGUAA